Messenger RNA from Chinchilla lanigera (long-tailed chinchilla), 3491 nucleotides. RefSeq names its product ATPase, Ca++ transporting, cardiac muscle, fast twitch 1 (gene Atp2a1). Gene Ontology annotation, molecular function: P-type calcium transporter activity; ATP hydrolysis activity; ATP binding. Lineage: Eukaryota; Metazoa; Chordata; Mammalia; Rodentia; Chinchillidae. Gene Ontology annotation, biological process: intracellular calcium ion homeostasis; calcium ion transmembrane transport. The coding region runs from base 200 to 3184 and encodes 994 amino acids. Gene Ontology annotation, cellular component: membrane. The record is from RefSeq and is a predicted model, not a curated record. The transcript has 23 exons.
GGGGGUGUGGGGGUGGCCGGCUGCUGCAAGUGGGACGGGGUCAGAGCUCUGUGGAGGGAAGAGAAGUCUGGGGGGGCAGGCGAGAAAAAGGGAAGAAACCCAGGCCAACAGGCAGGUGGACACACUGAGGAAGGCCCCCCACAAGUGAGAGCCCCCCCAGAAAGAACACACCACCCCUGGCCCCCGAGAAGGGAGCACAAUGGAGGCCGCACACGCCAAGACCACAGAGGAGUGUUUGGCCUAUUUUGGGGUGAGUGAGACCACAGGCCUCACCCCGGACCAAGUUAAGCGGCAUCUCGAGAAAUACGGCCCCAAUGAGCUCCCCGCUGAGGAAGGGAAGUCCCUGUGGGAGUUGGUAGUAGAGCAGUUUGAAGACCUCCUGGUGCGGAUCCUUCUCCUGGCCGCCUGCAUUUCCUUUGUGCUGGCCUGGUUUGAGGAAGGCGAAGAGACCAUCACUGCCUUUGUUGAACCUUUUGUCAUCCUCUUGAUCCUCAUUGCCAAUGCCAUCGUGGGGGUUUGGCAGGAGCGCAAUGCGGAGAACGCCAUCGAGGCGCUGAAGGAGUAUGAGCCCGAGAUGGGGAAGGUCUACCGGGCUGACCGCAAAUCAGUGCAGAGGAUCAAGGCUCGGGAAAUGGUCCCCGGGGACAUUGUGGAGGUGGCUGUGGGGGACAAAGUCCCUGCAGACAUCCGGAUCCUUUCCAUCAAAUCCACCACCCUCCGGGUUGACCAGUCCAUCCUGACAGGUGAGUCUGUGUCUGUCAUCAAGCACACAGAGCCUGUCCCUGACCCCCGAGCUGUCAACCAGGACAAGAAGAACAUGCUUUUCUCGGGCACCAACAUUGCGGCCGGCAAGGCCUUGGGGAUCGUGGCCACCACCGGCGUGAACACCGAGAUCGGGAAGAUCCGUGACCAAAUGGCUGCCACAGAGCAGGACAAGACCCCUCUGCAGCAGAAGCUCGAUGAGUUCGGGGAGCAGCUCUCCAAGGUCAUUUCCCUCAUCUGCGUGGCCGUCUGGCUCAUCAACAUCGGCCACUUCAACGACCCCGUCCACGGGGGCUCCUGGUUCCGCGGUGCCAUCUACUACUUUAAGAUCGCUGUGGCCCUGGCUGUGGCUGCAAUCCCGGAAGGUCUUCCCGCUGUCAUCACCACCUGCCUGGCCCUGGGCACCCGCCGGAUGGCGAAGAAGAAUGCCAUCGUGAGGAGCUUGCCCUCCGUGGAGACCCUCGGCUGCACAUCUGUCAUCUGCUCCGACAAGACUGGCACCCUCACCACCAACCAGAUGUCAGUGUGCAAGAUGUUCAUCAUCGACAAAGUGGACGGGGACAUCUGCCUGCUGAACGAGUUCUCCAUCACCGGCUCCACCUACGCUCCCGAGGGAGAGGUCUUGAAGAAUGAUAAGCCAGUGCGGGCAGGGCAGUAUGAUGGGCUGGUGGAGCUGGCCACCAUUUGUGCCCUGUGCAAUGACUCCUCCCUGGACUUCAACGAGGCCAAAGGGGUCUAUGAGAAGGUCGGCGAGGCCACGGAGACGGCGCUCACCACCCUGGUGGAGAAGAUGAACGUGUUUAACACUGAAGUGAGGAGCCUCUCGAAGGUGGAGAGGGCCAAUGCGUGCAACUCGGUCAUCCGGCAGCUGAUGAAGAAGGAGUUCACCCUGGAGUUCUCCCGAGACAGGAAGUCCAUGUCUGUCUACUGCUCCCCCGCCAAGUCUUCCCGGGCUGCUGUGGGCAACAAGAUGUUCGUCAAGGGCGCCCCCGAGGGGGUCAUCGACCGCUGUAACUACGUGCGCGUGGGCACCACCCGGGUGCCACUGACCGGCCCCGUGAAGGAGAAGAUCAUGGCGGUGAUCAAGGAGUGGGGCACCGGCCGGGACACCCUGCGCUGCCUGGCCCUAGCCACCCGUGACACGCCCCCCAAGCGAGAGGAGAUGAUCCUGGAUGACUCCUCCAAGUUCAUGGAGUACGAGACGGACCUGACAUUCGUUGGUGUGGUGGGCAUGCUGGACCCGCCACGCAAGGAGGUCACAGGCUCCAUCCAGCUGUGCCGCGACGCUGGCAUCCGGGUGAUCAUGAUCACUGGAGACAACAAGGGCACAGCCAUUGCCAUCUGCCGACGAAUUGGCAUCUUUUCAGAGAGCGAGGAGGUGGCUGACCGCGCCUACACAGGCCGGGAGUUCGACGACCUGCCUCUGGGCGAGCAGCGGGAGGCCUGCCGCCGCGCCUGCUGCUUCGCCCGUGUGGAGCCCUCGCACAAGUCCAAGAUCGUGGAGUACCUGCAGUCCUACGAUGAGAUCACGGCCAUGACAGGGGACGGUGUCAACGAUGCCCCUGCCCUGAAGAAGGCUGAGAUUGGCAUUGCCAUGGGAUCCGGCACUGCUGUGGCCAAGACGGCCUCUGAGAUGGUGCUGGCCGACGACAACUUCUCCACCAUCGUGGCCGCCGUGGAGGAGGGCCGCGCCAUCUACAACAAUAUGAAGCAGUUCAUCCGCUACCUCAUCUCCUCCAACGUGGGCGAGGUGGUCUGCAUCUUCCUGACAGCUGCCUUGGGGCUGCCCGAGGCCCUGAUCCCAGUGCAGCUGCUGUGGGUGAACUUGGUGACCGACGGGCUCCCGGCCACAGCCCUGGGCUUCAACCCACCAGACCUGGACAUCAUGGACCGACCCCCCCGAAGCCCUAAGGAGCCCCUCAUCAGCGGCUGGCUGUUCUUCCGCUACAUGGCCAUAGGGGGUUACGUGGGUGCAGCCACUGUGGGAGCAGCUGCCUGGUGGUUCCUAUAUGCAGACGAUGGCCCUCAUGUCACCUACCACCAGCUGACCCACUUCAUGCAGUGCGCCCAGCACAACCCUGAAUUUGAUGGUCUGGACUGUGAGGUGUUUGAGGCCCCCGAGCCUAUGACCAUGGCCUUGUCUGUGCUGGUCACCAUUGAGAUGUGCAACGCUCUCAACAGCCUGUCUGAGAACCAGUCCCUGGUGCGGAUGCCACCCUGGGUAAACAUCUGGCUGCUGGGCUCCAUCUGCCUGUCCAUGUCCCUCCAUUUCCUCAUCCUCUAUGUCGACCCUCUGCCGAUGAUCUUCAAGCUCCGGGCCCUGACCGUCACGCAGUGGCUCAUGGUCCUCAAGAUCUCGCUGCCUGUCAUCGGGCUGGACGAAAUCCUCAAGUUCAUCGCCCGGAACUACCUGGAGGGAUAACUGUUCCCCCUCCUCCAUGUCUUUGAACCCGUGCCACAGAUCCAGAAGAUGAAAGAAGGAAGUAACCAGCCCCUUCGCCCCUUCUCCCCCCAUAGUGACGCAUCUUCGGCCAGGGCUGUGGCACAGACCCCUCCCCGCCCCCCCAGGUUCCUGUUUAUAAAUACGAGGUUCCCUUCCCUGCCCCCACUUCGGCAACCCGCCCUCCCUCUCACCCGUGGCCCACCCUCCCCAGACCCCGUGGGGCUCGCAGGGACAAGGCGACUGAGCUGAGCUGCUUAUUUAUUGACAAUAAACGACAGAAAGUCUG